This is a messenger RNA of Plectropomus leopardus (leopard coralgrouper), 4182 nucleotides long. It is a transcript of the gene lrp13a, whose product is annotated as low-density lipoprotein receptor related-protein 13 a. The record is from RefSeq and is a predicted model, not a curated record. NCBI's taxonomy places the organism in Eukaryota, Metazoa, Chordata, Actinopteri, Perciformes, Serranidae. Gene Ontology annotation, cellular component: apical plasma membrane; signaling receptor complex; plasma membrane. Gene Ontology annotation, molecular function: hormone binding; protein binding; calcium ion binding. Gene Ontology annotation, biological process: receptor-mediated endocytosis.
GGCACUUGGCUGCAUUUGGUCCGUUUUAUUUUAUCUGUGGCGAUGGGUGGAUGUUUGUUUCUUUGUGUAGUCUUAUUGCAGUUGUCAGGGCCCCUGCAAGCUGAAAGCAGUCCUCCGAAGUGUGGCCGGGGCUCUAAACUGUGCAAGGAUGGCUCAGAGUGUGUCCUUUACAGCCAUGUGUGUGAUGGAGAGCCUGACUGCAAGGAUGGGUCGGAUGAGGAGGACUGUGAAUCAGGGUGCAGUGAAGCAGAUCAGUUCCAGUGUGCUCAUGGUAAAAAGUGUAUUGACAAGGACCAGGUGUGUGACGGUAUCCCUCAGUGUCAGGACCGCUCUGAUGAAAUGCAGUGCACGCAGCAAACUGACAACUGCGUUCACCACUGUGACAACAAGAGUCGCUGCAUCCCUGCAAACUUCCUCUGCGAUGGCGAGAGGGACUGUUUGGAUGGCACAGACGAAGCCAACUGUGAGGACCAAGAAGAAGACAGAGAUGAAAAGGAAGCAGGGACCAGUCCAACCUCUGUGCCUGCUGUCUCUGUUGGCUCAUUCACCCCCAUCAAGUGUUCCUUGGGCUCUAAACCCUGCAAGGACAACGCAGAGUGUGUCCUCUACAACCAUGUCUGUGAUGGCGAGCCAGACUGCACAGAUGGCUCAGAUGAAGAAGAGUGCUUAUCAGCGUGUGAAACGGACCAGUUCCAGUGUGCACAUGGAAAGAAGUGCAUAGAUCAGAGCCAGGUGUGCGACGGUGUGCCUCAGUGUCAGGACCGCUCGGAUGAACUGGAAUGUGCCAAGCGGAUGGAGGGCUGCGCUCACCAAUGUGACGAUAAGAGCCGCUGCAUUCCCAACAGCUUCCUCUGUGACGGGGAGAGGGACUGUUUGGAUGGCAGUGAUGAGGCAAACUGUGCUGAAGAGACCUGCAGCGCCACAGAGUUCAAGUGCACCAGUGGCCAGUGCGUGUCGGCCACAAUGCUUUGUGACGGUCACCCAGACUGCUGGGACCGCUCUGAUGAGGAGAGCUGCACCAACACACCCGUCUGCACAGCCAAACAACGGUGCCCCCAGAGCAAGGAGUGUCUGGUGCAGGAGUGGAUCUGCGACGGAGAUCAGGACUGCAAAGAUGGCACAGAUGAGAAGGAUUGUCCUGUGGCUCCACUAAACUGUGGUGAGUUCCAGCGGUCAUGUAAAUCCAAGACCAAAUGCAUCCCUACAGCCUGGUGGUGUGACGGCAUGAAGGACUGCGACGAUGGCAGUGACGAGACUGAAUGUCGGUUGGUGACGUGCCUCCCUCACCAGUUCCAGUGUGGCAGCCAGGAGUGCCUGGAUCCAGCCUUGGUGUGUAACAGCAUUACAAACUGCGCAGACGGCUCAGACGAGGGAGGCAGCUGCCACAUAAACUGCGCAGAGGCAGACAACAGCCGCUGCUCCCAAGGAUGCUACAGCACACCACAGGGAACGCGUUGUCACUGUGCAGCAGGGUUCACGCUCAUGGCGGACGGGCUGACCUGUGCUGAUAUUGACGAGUGUGAAGGCCGGAGACCAGAUGUGUGCAGUCAGCUGUGCAUUAACACUCCCGGCUCAUACCAAUGUGACUGUCACCCAGGCUAUAUCAUGGAGGCAGGUGGACACCACUGCAAGAUCAACGGUGAACCCUUCCUGUUGUCAUCAGUCCAAACAGACCUCUUCUUGUUUGGCCUGCGCAGUGGCAGCCUGGAUGUGUUGUCGUCCUCUGCAAAGAAGGCCAUUCUCUCCCUGGAUUACGACUGGAAGGAUCAGAGGGUCUUCUGGGUCAGUCUGGACACUGAGAGCAUCAGGUGGUCCUCGCUGGACCAGAAGACCACAGGAACUCUGAUUAAAGGUGUUCGGGCUGAUUCUGUUGCUGUGGACUGGCUUGGGAGGAACUUGUACUGGAUCGAUGGAGUGAACAGUCAGAUUGUUGCAAUCAGACUGACCACAGCCACCGUGAAGUCUCUGGACCACAGCGUCAUCCUGGAUGAAGACCUGGAUCAGCCUCGCUCUCUGGCACUGCUGCCACAGAAAGGGCUGAUGUUCUGGACAGAGAUUGGUAAUGUUGUGAAGAUAGAGCGUGCCGGUAUGGACGGGUCAGACAGGAAGGCAGUGGUGAACUCAAGUCUGGGCUGGCCGGGCGGUGUGGCUGUGGACAGCAUCUCUGACAGAGUCUACUGGACGGAUGAAAGGCUGAAGGCAAUUGGAUCUGCAACACUGGAUGGAGAUGAUAUUCAGAUUCUACAGAUGAAAGAGACCACCAACCCAUUUUCCCUGGCAGUGUUCAAUGACCUGAUCUACUGGUCCGACGCCAAGAAGCGAGUGGUGCUGGCUGCUCACAAAAUCUCAGGCAAAAACCAUCAAGUUCUCAUGAAAAGACCCAGACAGCCUUUUGGUGUGAAGAUCAUCCACCCAUUACUCCAGAUGGGUGUUGAGAGUCCCUGUGAGAAGAUGGACUGUUCCCACAUGUGUGUGUUGGCCCCAGGACCUAAGGCUGUGUGCAAGUGUCCCUCUGGGCUUUUACUGGCUGAGGACGGCCUGACGUGCUCCAGCCAGGUCAAUUCAGCAUUCCUGCUGAUGCUUUCUCCCUCCACCAUCACCCAGAUCUACUUGCAGUCCCGACACACAGCAGCAGAGCUGAAGGCCUGGCCUGAACACUUGGCCCUGCAGGUGCCCAGCGUCAAUGAGGCAGCCAUCAUGGACUACAGCGUACGUGACCACACCCUGUUCUUGACAGACGACGGCACAACUUCACUCAGCUCCUUCAAGCUGAGGGACUCGGACUUGUCCUCUCAGGGCCAGCUCCUAAAACUCCUAGGCAACACCAUCACUGCCAUGGCCCUGGACUGGGUGACACUGAACGUCUACUGGAGCAGUGACAAACAGCCUCGCCUGCAGGUCACUUCCAUCACUGGUGCACACACUGCUGUGCUCAUUAAAGAAGGCAUUGGCAGAGUGGAGUCCAUCGCUCUCAACCCUCCCAGUGGAAGAGUUUGCUUCACCAACGUGGGCCUGCAGGGUGCAGGCACGGUGGCUACAGUCGAGUGUGCCAACAUGGACGGUGCUGGGCGGCGUGUGGUGUGGAAGGAUGCUGUCCAGCCGUUGUCUCUGGUCUUCUCCAAUAAUGGAGAUACAAUUUACUGGGCUGACAAGAGUUUAGGGACCAUCGGCUCUGUCCAGCUUGAUGGAUCUGGGUACAAAGAGUUGAAGACUGCUGAUGGUCUGGCUGCUGUGGCUCUGAGUGAUGACACUCUGCUCUGGAUGACUGUCAGUGACAAGACCAGAAUCUGGUUCAGUGAUGAGCAGCAGCAAAACCAGUUGUGGUUCGAGGUCGGCACAGAAGUGGUCAGCUUAAAGGCAUUCAGCAAGUCCAGUCAGACUGGUUCAAACCAGUGUACAGAAAACAAUGGAAACUGCCAGCACCUAUGCCUCGCCACACCAGGAGGUCGGACAUGCAAGUGUGCCCAUGACCACAUCCUUACAAACGCCACCCACUGCAGCCUACAGCAGAGCUGCCCAGGUGACAGCAGGCCCUGUCUGGAUCAACUCUCAUGCCAACCUGCUGAGAAGUUCUGUGACAAGCAUGUUGACUGUGACGACCACUCAGAUGAGAACUGUGUCAGUCUGAAGCAGUGGUCAGCAGCCAAGGUCCGUGCUCCCCCCCAGCCCCACAGCACCUUUCCUCCUGGUCCGUCCUCUGUCCCUCCUCUCUCUGAAGACACCAGCCUGAGCAUCACCCCGAAUGUCAGCAUUCAGCUCAGGAACUUGGACGCCCAGCAGUGCAGUCAGAAACGCUGCAGUGGCAACGGCCACUGUGUGGAGACCAAUGGAGACACAGUGUGUGUGUGUUCACUGGCCUACAGCGGUGACUCCUGUCAGGACCACCUCCUGAAGACCAUGCAGGGUCCCAUCGUCUACGGCGCUGUGGGGCUCUGUGUAGGUGUGGUGGUCAUUGCUGUUAUGGCUGUAGUGGUUAAGAGGAAGAAGAGUGCCAACACAAGGAGAGCUAGCCCAGCAGCAGUGAAGGAGACGUGUAUGACUGACCUGGAGAACAAUGCCGAGAGCAACCCCAGAACACAAAGUGCCGCAGCAGACACUGACAAACCAGAGGAAGCGGUAUCUUCUGUGGACUGAGGUUGAUUUGUGGGCAAGCAAAGUUUUAAAUAAACUGUUUGCAUUUUC